Molecule: messenger RNA, 642 nt
Organism: Nicotiana attenuata
Lineage: Eukaryota; Viridiplantae; Streptophyta; Magnoliopsida; Solanales; Solanaceae
Exons: 3
Coding region: 1-642 (213 amino acids)
Molecular function (GO): zinc ion binding; nucleic acid binding
Source: RefSeq, a predicted model, not a curated record
AUGGCAGGGGCACCAGCCUUCGCAUUUGCGAACUUUGGUUCGUAUUUGCGAACCUGGUCCAUCGCAAAACCCAAGAUUCUGUCACAUUUGCGACAGCUGCAGGAUUUACUGAACUUCACAAUCAGAGGGCUUAAACGAGAGUGGAGGCAUUCCAAAAAGGGGAGCUCCAGCAAGCCAAAAGGUUAUGACCUAUGUCAUAAGUGUGGUAAGCCAGGACAUUUCAUCAAGGAUUGCCCUCUUCUAAAGCAAGAUAAGUACAAAAACAACAUUGACAAAGCAGCCAAGAGGAACCCGGUUCCUGAUAAACGCUUUAAGAGGAAAAAUGUCGCUGAUGAUGUUGUGAAGCAAGCUCUUGCUGCAUGGGGAGACUCUUCCAGCGAGUCUAAAGAAGAUGAUGAUCAAGGUAACAGCUCCAUGAUGGCAGCGGAAAACGAAGCAGCUGAGUAUGACUCCAUUUUUGCCUUGAUGGCACAGUCUGAUGAUGAUGGAGAUGACGACGAUGAUGAUGAGCCUAAAGCGCAAACUGAACUGGCUGACCCACGAAACCUGCACUAUGUCGCACCCUGCCUCCAGAAUAAGUGCCAGCAGAUCUCUCCGGUCUACGAGGCCUCCUCUCCUCCCCGUACUCUCUUUUUCUCCUGA